AUCGAUUUCCUACGAAAGCCAACCAAAACAUUGGCGCUUAAAUAUGGCCUCCUCAGGAGAGGAAAAGGAUGAAGGACAAGAUGAUACAGUUGCCAGUGACUCAGAAGUAGUAUUAGACCUGUGUGGCAGAAGACUCAAGAGACUCGAGAAAGCGCCAGCAAACCAGGCGUAUGCCACAGCACUCGUUUUAGAUAAUAAUUAUCUACAGAAUUUAGCCAACCUUGACAGCUAUGGAGAACUGGAAAGGCUAUCUAUUGCCAACAACCAAGUGGUUAGAAUGUACUGGUUUGCACGCAUGUACUCGUUACGCGUGCUCAAUCUUCCAAAUAACAACAUUGUACAGGUAGAGGGUAUGAGGGAAUUGGCACAUCUCAUACAUCUAAAUUUGGCUGGUAAUAGGAUAAAGACUAUAGAAGGUUUGAGCAAUAACAAAACACUAGAGCACCUUAACCUGUCUGGCAACUAUAUUUCACAUAUAAAUGACCUUUCUAUGUUAAAGAAUCUUAAGGAAUUAUUUCUACAUCGCAACCGACUUACAACGUUAUAUCGGUGUAACAAAUAUUUGCCAUCGGGACUAAUUAUUCUAACACUGUCGGAUAAUCAAUUGGCUGAUUUGAAUGACCUCUCAAAUCUUUCACACUUGAAUCAUUUAGAACAGGUCACCAUUUUAAACAAUCCAUGUUUGGAUCCUCUUCAGCCAACAGACGAGCUAGGAACGCCAAUGGGCCCUCUCCUCGCUUUCGAUUAUCGACCAUAUGUUAUUAAUUGGUGCCUUAAUUUAAAGGUCCUUGAUGGUUAUAAAGUCACACCAAAAGAGAGCCUCAAAGCUGAGUGGUUGUACUCCCAAGGGAAAGGAAGGGGCUUCCAGGUAGGAGAGCAUGCGGCGUUAGUACAAUACUUGUCAGGGGUGUGUCUGGCUGGUGGUGGCUGGGGAGGGGCUGAUCUUCCAGAUGAUGAUGAUAAGUUGGCCAAGAUCUUGCAGCUAGCUAAGCAACACCAGCAUGACCUCAGACACGCAGUCAAUGGGCAGGACAACAGUGAAUCGUCAAGUGGGCGUGGCAGUCGCUCAAGUAGCCACCAUGAUUCGCCGGCAAUGCACAGACGUAGUGUGUCACGAUCUGCCUCCAUGAGACGCAACACUGCCCCCUCACGGUCAGCUCCGGCACGGGAAUGUCACCGUCGCACCCAUUCAGCAACGACUAGGAAAGAAUAUAAUGUGCGCGGAAGUCAGCAAGCUCAGUCAUACCACGUAGAGUUGUCAAGCACACUCUACGGUGGGGAUCUUCGGACCCCCGAGACCCCAAGCCUCAUGACACAGAGUAUGGACCCUGCCAUCCUAUCCCAGCUGGCCGGUACUUCGAAACGGGGAUCGACGGAUCCCAUGUCAUUAAGCCUGGGAGCCGAGCAGAUGUCCCGAUCUCUAGGAAUGGACCCAUUAACCCAGUCUGUAGGGCAUGAGGAACUGAAGCAUUCAAUGGAAUUUGACCCCAUGACACAGAGCCUAGGUCCUGAGCAGUUGGCACGUAGUCUAGGGCAGCCAGAUAUUAGUGACCUCAUGACCCGCAGCUUGGACUUGGGCCACCUCACCAAUGGGGAGGCUGAGACCUGGGGAGAACGGAUCCCUCAUCCUCCGGCACAUACUCAGCCAAGACCCACCAGCCUCUUUGGGGACGAGAAUGACUUGGUGGUAGAGGAUGUGGCACCCCAAGAAAGUAAUAGUCAGCUUAGUGGAUCGACAAAGUUUGUUCCAGCUCCAGAGAGCAUCAUGAGUCCUGAAUUUCAGGCAACUGCAGCUCCCCGGGUCAAUCAAGGCCAAGCUCCUCAGUCUCAGGGAACAUCCCAUGUUCGCUCACAGCAUAAUGCCACUGUAGCCAGGAGUAAUUCUGCACCACGCUCCCAACGCCCACCUCCGUCCCACAGACCCACAUCAACUCCUCAGGCUACUCCGAGACAAGCACAGUCAAGAUCGUCAUCCGCCACAAGGCCCAGAGCAUCUCCCAUGAAAAGCCCUGCUCCUAAUGACAUAGGACGAGGCUCUCCUUCCCAUUCUCAGAGGUUGACGGGUUCUACUUCCAAUGGUGGACCUGCUACGCUUCCCAAACCAAAGCCUUCCCCAAGACCUGCCCCUCGUUAUGUACGAUCUGCAUCAGUAGAACCGAGUAAUAGGAGACAAGCAGCAUCUAAGAAGGGCAAGGCCGUUUCACCACUUCACGGAUACUCUGAUGCAGAUUCUGAUAAUACCGAUUCGGAAAUGUCUGUUUCCAAACUCCAGACUAUAAGAAGUAUUGCGGCCGAGAGAAAGACCGAGAAAAGAGGUAGAGAACCCACCCAAGGGUCACAUGCCUAUGAUCCCGAAAAGUACAAGUGUAGUUCUGCUAUCAGGAAUUCUGGUGGCCAUCGAAGAUCAAGUAACAGUAGCAGUGGCAGUAGCACAUCUGACCUGACCAAAACCCAGGCAGCCAUCACGUUGCAGAAACACUGGCGAGGGUAUCAAGCACGAAACAAUGACCCAAAAACAGCAAAGAUCAGAGAUGAUAUAAGACACUCCAGAGCAGAGCAACAUAUAAAACAUCUAACGGAAAAACUACGGACGACCGAAGAAGCUUUGGAGAGAGAGAGACGGUUGCGUCACAUGCAGUUAGAUGCUAUAAGAACAUUAUGGCGAGAAAUUCAGAAACUGCAAGCUACAAAACGAGAAGAUGUAACUCCUUCUACACCUAUGACUCCACUCACGCCACUCACACCUUUAGAUGCUGCCAAGGAGAAUAAUGGAACUGUUAGUGUAAAGAAAUAUUCUGAAGAAAGUGUAAAGCAACUCACAGAAUUCUGUACAUCACUCCAGGGACAGGUUGGGCAGCUACAGGAGUCCUUGUCUUUGGUAACACAGGUAAUGAAUGCAUUCUGCAAUCUUCCAGGAUCACAGUCUCUCUUAACUAUGUCUCAAUCCAGUGGAUCCGGACAAGAAAGAUCUCCUGGAGGUGCUGAUUCUCCCAAUUCUCAAGGUGCUGGUGUUGUGCCAGUUCCCUUGAGUGAGUCUGUUUCUUCACUUACUCAUUCAAUUCGUGCGCUUACUACCUCAAUUGUUAAGUCACCAUCAUGUCGAGCUGAUCGAAGAGACUCUGACGGAGAUGAUUCCAGGAAUGACCCAAGUUGUCGGGAUGCCAAUAAUGGUAGCAGAGAUUGUGUAGCUAGUAAUUGUGGAGAUGAUCAUUGUAGUGAUGGUUCUGAUGGAACUCCAGUUGCUUGUUUAAAGCAGUCUGAACAUUUGGAACAGCUAACUACAGAACUGGCUUCCAUGGCUUCAGUGGCAUCAGCAGAUUUGAAUUCCACUGCCUUAGAUGCAUCUACAUUGUCUGUCGACUCUGCCGAAGGAGGAGAAGCCGAUGCAACAGGUCGUGACGAAGGAGAGUUGUCAGAGUCUAGUCAGUCCUCUUUAUCGGGGAGUCUAUCCGGUAGUCAUUCUGGCAGCCAGUCUGGAGGCAGUAGGCAGGCAGCAGCACCACAAGGCCCACCCCGACCCUCUUCCUUACCAGUACCAAGGCCACAUACCCCAAGAUCUACUACUUCUUGACCCUCUGGUCCCCCUUCUGCAUUUUCAUUGUAUUCUGCCCUUUGCCCCACUAUUCAGCCUGCUCCCCGCGCCAUCCAGCACUAUGCUACUGCUCUCUUAUCCUCUGUGCUCACUGAUCUCACAAUGCCUGCCGGUCAAAAACUGUUAUAAGGAAAAAUGACCAUCGUAGGAUAUUCAUCAGUAAAGAUGUCGGAUGAUCUCACAUGAAUCCCAAGUUGUAUCGCUGUAUUGUUAAUUUUACCAAAGUGUUGGUAAAGAAAGAGAUAUUUUUUUUAAUGUUAAUGCCAAAUAUUCUCUAGUCGAAUUUAGGUGUACUGUCAGAUCUUAUGCGGAAAUUAUAGUUUAUUAGGCUGUUUAUAGGCAUAAAAGAAAAAUGCAGGAAGGGUUCUCAUUAAGUGUUCGCUGACAUUAGACGAGGAUUAUGUUUAGUACUUGUGCUUUGACUGAUAGAUGGAAGUCUUUGUUACGUGUUGGUUAAAGCUCGUUUUCGUUUCUCUCGUGAAGGAAGUAAUCAUUAUUAUUUUUAGGUUAGUUCAACUUGGUGCCAUUAAUUUCAUCUCAAUUUAUCAGACACUCCAUUAUACCAAGGUCUGUCUCCAUUAACUACAGCAUAUAUCUCUUUUUAGCUAUGUAACUUGAGACUAGUUCGCUUUUUCUUCGUACGUAUGCUGAAUGGAAGAGGAGAAGCCUACUAUCUAAAUUUAUUUUGACUCAAUUUUUUUCUUGUCUGGUAAUAAGCUUUGACUCGUAUCCAUUUUCCACUAUUAUUCAAGCUAGUUACCUGAUCUCCAUUGGAAUUCAAAGGAGCUUAGUCUGGCCUUACAUGCAUUAUUGCAGCUGUUGAUAUUUUUAUUAUUCUCCUCCCUCAACUAUUUGCAGACAUGAAGACUUACAAGCUAUUACAUAAACGUCUUCUCACAAAGAUUUGUGCACAAAAGUUUUGACGUGAGACAUUUUGGUCGUAUCCAGUGAAGGAAUGUCAAAGUACUGAAGUUGUUUAUUCAGCAUUUGCUUGUGGUGAUGAAUUGGUUGUAUUGUACAAUGCUUUUUUCUUGUCUCUUACCACAGUCAACUGUGUAUAGAAUUUCACAUUCAAUUCAAGAUAACUGUGGUUGUUUAGGUUGUAUACUUAAUGCAUAUACUAUAUCAUAUAUAUACAUACUACAUAGAUAUUCAUGGUCAAACAGUCUGUUUCAAUCUUUUCAAACUCCAAGUUACCAUUGUCAUCAACAGAGGGAUAAUUAUACUAACACAAACUGGUAUGCAUUGACUCCGUACAAGGUGCAUCUACCAAUCACAGUUGUUUCUCCACUGUCCCCCUUCCUAACCCCCUAUGAUGUCAAGCAAGCUGCCUUACUUUUGGAUAAUAGAGGAAGAAUUCUUCCUAGUUUUAUGUGAUCUUUUAUAUUGCAAUAUUUGUACUAACAUUUCAAUAAUCGUCACUGCUUGUAGAAAUAUUCAGAGUUGCCACAAGUCUGAAAAUACUAUGUGUAAUCUCAGUCAAUUUUCAUUUCAGCUUUGAUAUUUGCUGCAAUGCUGCAGAAAGUAACCAUUUGCCAAAUAAAAAAAAACUCAAUAUUUAUUGUCACAAGUUGUGAUCGACAAUACAGUAUGUCCUUUUUUCAUGUGCAUUGUUUUGUAUAAGCUAAGAAUGAAGAAGAAAAUGUUCUGCUGGUCUCAAUACAUUAUUAUGUUAAGGUUUCUGGACUCUUGUACAUUGACGUGUAAAUACACAUGGAAGGUGAUGUUUCCCUACAUAACACUAGUGUGUUUGUGUGUGAGUUAGUGUUUGAUUUUGAUGGUGUGUUUGGAUAUCUUCCAUACUCUACUUUCUAUGGCCUGACUCUGUUGUUGUUCUUACUGCUUAGAAUUUUACCACAAUUUUCUAAUUCCUUAUUGGUUUUCUUGUCUUUAUUAGCUGCGUAAGCACCAGACUUUUGGCGUUUUGUCAUUUUUGAAUUGAUACAAUUUCUUUUCACAAUAUUUCUCGGUGGGAAAUUUUCUGAAUAGCUCUCAACAUCAUUGGUUUGGGAGGUAGUUUAGAGUCACGCCCUAAAAGAGUUUUGCAAUUUUAUAAUUCAGUAUUACAUAUUAAGAUUUUCUUUAAAAUGUGGUGCAGUAGGUACGAGAGUGAAAUCAAUUACAAGUUGUAGUGAUGAUGGCUACAUUCUCUCUCUCUCUCUCUCUCUCUCUCUCUCUCGUUGUAGUAGUGUGCGGAUGACUGAAAUUCAGUGGUCUCGACUGAUGCAAAAAUUUUUCAGUUAUAGUACGUAUAUUGGAUAUCGAAGGCAAACAUGCUUCACACUUCAUUCAGCUCCUUAUCGGAAAUCAUCAGUUUUAUUGAAUGAUUAUUGCAAGGAGAACUUUGUGUGUUUGAAUGGAAAUAAAAAUGUUCUAUUUUACUUUGUGAACCAUAUUUGUGCUCACACCUUAUACACAAACACACAGGGAAAACAUCAGCAAACUGAAAAGUGCACCAGUGUAAAAAAUCUGUGGAAAUGCUCCAGUGGCACAAAUGCACAAUAUUUUCAUUUAUUGUAUUAAGAUUCAUUGGUACAUCAGCCCCAGCAUCUUAUUGUUCAUACAUACAAUGGCAGCACUUGAAGACUAUAUAUACAAUGUAUAGUAAGCUAUUAAAAGUUGCCUCUUGGUUUUUUGCCCUUAUUUAUAUAAACUUGUACAAGAAUAAAUAGACAAAGAUUUAUUAAUGUUCCUUCUAAUUUUUAACAUCAAUAUAUUGGAAAAAUACAUUUUUCUUAAAGAUUAGGGAUGUAGGUAUACAGUAUACUGUAUCUCGUUACGAUUUUUAGCCUUUUGUCUUUGUGAAUUAGGUGUAUGUGAAGUUUUUGCAAUGUGAUUUGUGAUGUAUUUUGUAAUUCAGUUUGUGUACAAGUCCAUUUCAUGUUGGAAUGGUGUUGAUAUUUCACGAAAUAUUUUACUUUUUACAUGUGCAGAAUAUAAUUUAGUUUUGCUGAAACAGUACCGGGUAUUCUUAAGAGAAUAGUUUUCCCUUUUGUUAUGAGGUAGCAUUGUAAUAUAGAUUUACCCACAGUGUCGCUUGUUCUUCGUCUUAAAUCGCUCCGUUUUAUUUUUAUUUUGGAAGUGUCGGGGGAAAUCCAUAGCCUCAAUUUGUGGGUGUACAACCCGAGUAAACAUUUUUACCCGUAGUUCACACCCUAAAGAUUACCCAUGUCUUUACAAAAGUUUAGAUAUACAACUGGAUGUAGGAAAUUUGUACACAUUUAAGACUUUGCUGCAACUUUUUCAUAAAAAGUCAGAAAUUUCUGGUACAGUAGUUCCAGUUUGAUAGCUUUUAUAUUUUGUAUAAUAUCAAUAACUUUGGAAUUUUGUGUUUGAAAGUUUUUCUUUUUUUUGUUAAGUUUGGAAAGAUUAUCUUGUGUUGUUGAAGUUUGGUUUAUGUGAUAUAUCAUUUUGUCUUUCGUAUGGUUGUGAAGUAAGAUAUAAAUUGUACAAGAAAAACUAUUUUGCAGAGGAGUAUUUAGGUGUCAAUCUCAGGACUUUCUUAUCACAAAAAAAUUACAAAGAUAAGGGAAAAAUAAGCAUAGGCAUAGCCUACACUAAAUAUUCACGCUGUAUGCUGUUUGUUAUACUACAUGCAUUACACAACAGCUUUCUGUUCUUACUGUAAUUCUGCUUUUGUUUUCUGUGAAAUUGUUUAUGUCUGCAAUCUUUGGUCUUGACAGAUGCUAGUGUUGUAUAAAUUUAUUGAUGCCUAUAAUUCCUUAAUGCUCAAGAAAGCAAGGUGUUUUAAGGCAUGACGGCACGAGUACGUAGUGUAAAUUCUGUUGAAGCGGAAAGGGAAUGAAAUUAAACUCAAAUAUUUUCUCUAUUUUUGACAUGACAUUUAAAUGAAUUGGGUACUUUUCCCCCCAAUGUGUUAUUUUAAUUUUUUUUUUUUUUCUUUUCCAUAAUUUUAUAAUGUCAUGCUACAUAAGAUGUUUUCAAAUGCAGUCUCAUUUGAGCUAUAAUAAAUACCUGGACAUGAUUUUCUUUUAAGAGGAGGUUGCGGCAUGAUGACAAAAGUUGAAAUGUUAGAAGGAACCGUGAUAGGAUAUAAAAUGAAACAUAAUACAGUUCUUUUUUCUAUGAUUUGCUUCACUUUGAUAGCAUGAGUAAUAGCAUAGUUUCACUGCUUGAAUUGGUUAGAAACUAAUUAAUGGAAGUGUAUUUUUUACUUUUUUUUUAUACAUUGAAGUUGUCAAAAUUUAUUAAUAAAGGUUUUUUUUCUGCUGUAUCAAUUUCAUGUUAAUUUAAAAAUUAAUUAGCAAGUAUGAGACCAGUAUUUAGCACUUGGAUAGGUAGGUUUGAAGCUUUUUUUUUUAUUUUCGAAAGUUACAUGUAAUUUUCUUUUUAUAUAGUUGCUUGUAUUUUUUUUUUUGAAAGUUGCUUGUGGAUGCUCUUAUGGAUUUUAUGCCAGGCAUGAAGAAAAGCAUGAAAAUGGUGAUAACUGCUCUGCAUGGUUGAAGGCGAGUUUUUGCCAAGGUGGUGUGCGUGCGCCUUUAGAGAAUUCCUUUGAUGCACUUGCGUUAAAAAUUCUCUUUUUUUUUUUUUUUUUUUAAUGUUUAUGUUCAAUUAAGCACUGUAAACAAACUGCCAGUUUAAGGAAUAUUACAAGGAGACACAAAAGGAAAAAAAAAAAACCUAAUUCAUUUCUCAUAUUGUGUUUUGUACCAUUUGCCUUGAGCAAAAAUCUGUCACAAAGUGCUUUGUACAGUGCUGCUUGCAUUUAAUAAUAAACUCUGCAAUAGAAA
Macrobrachium nipponense is the source of this 8343-nucleotide messenger RNA. It is a transcript of the gene Cep97, whose product is annotated as centrosomal protein of 97 kDa-like. Gene Ontology annotation, molecular function: protein binding. The record is from RefSeq and is a predicted model, not a curated record. NCBI's taxonomy places the organism in Eukaryota, Metazoa, Arthropoda, Malacostraca, Decapoda, Palaemonidae.